This is a messenger RNA of Brassica napus (rape), 497 nucleotides long. RefSeq names its product MLO-like protein 2. Bases 168 to 497 code for a protein of 109 amino acids. Lineage: Eukaryota; Viridiplantae; Streptophyta; Magnoliopsida; Brassicales; Brassicaceae. The record is from RefSeq and is a predicted model, not a curated record. The transcript has 4 exons. Gene Ontology annotation, biological process: defense response. Gene Ontology annotation, cellular component: membrane.
AGAAUGCAUUUCAACUUGCUUUCUUUGCAUGGAGUUCUUAUGAAUUCGGUUUCAGUAAUUGUUUCCAUAAAGAACCUCAAGAUAUUGCCAUUAGAAUUAUAGUUGGACUUGUUGUACAGAUACUUUGCAGUUAUGUGACUCUUCCACUCUAUGCUCUUGUCAUUCAGAUGGGUACUAGGAUGAAGCCAACGGUAUUCAACAAAAGAGUAUCCAAGAUGCUAAAUAAGUGGCAUCACAAAGCACAGAAAGAGACACAACAUGGAAGACGCUCUGAAUCAAACACACCAACUCAUGACUCAUCUCCGAUCCAUCUCCUUCACAAUUCCAACAACCAAAGCGGUGAAAGUUUUCCUAAUCUUCGUCCUCCUAGCCACUCUGAGCAUCAUGACCACCGCCAGUUUUAUGAUCCUGAGUCUCAACAACAAGCAGCUGAAUCUUCCACACAUGAAAGUGCAUCCAUUGAACUUCCUAUUAUACGACCAGCAGCAAACGCUUAA